CAACACAAUCCCCACACCAAACAGAUCAAACACGAGUAUAUCUUAGCUCACUCUUCUAAUCCUUAUCUAGUAGUCUCCUCCAAAAAGAUAAAAAAAUACAUGGCUUCUUUACACUUCCAGUUCGCUUUGAAAUCGCUCCUUCUAGUCUGUCUUUUUCAUGUCUCUUUUGCUGCUAGGAAGCUUAAUGAGCUAGUGCAAGAUCAACCUCAACUCUUGCGAUACCACGAUGGGGCUCUUCUUUAUGGUAAAAUCUCAGUCAAUCUCAUUUGGUAUGGCAAGUUCAAGCCAUCCCAAAGAGCUAUUAUCUCUGAUUUUGUCACCUCACUGUCAGUUUCACCAUCAUCGCUCAAAGACAGCCAACCUUCGGUAGCCAAGUGGUGGGAAACCACAGAAAAAUACUACCAUCUCACUUCAAAGAAAAACACCCUUUCCCUAACUCUAGGCACACAAAUUCUCGAUGCAAAAUAUUCGCUUGGAAAAUCACUCACAGACAAACAGAUCGUAGAGUUGGCCUCGAAGGGUGACCAAAAAGAUGCUGUUAACAUUGUACUCACAUCUUCUGAUGUUACAGUUGAAGGGUUUUGCUUAAAUAGAUGCGGCACUCAUGGGUCUGCCUUGGGAUCUAAAAGUGGCAACAUUAAGGGCAAGAACUACAGGUUUGCUUACAUUUGGGUUGGUAACUCAGAGACUCAAUGUCCAGGUUACUGUGCCUGGCCAUUCCACCAACCGAUCUAUGGACCACAAAACCCACCAUUGGUCGCACCCAACAAUGAUGUGGGUCUAGACGGUAUGGUUAUCAAUUUGGCAAGCCUUAUGGCUGGCACUGCAACAAAUCCCUUUGGAAAUGGUUACUACCAGGGUCCUAAGGAGGCACCACUAGAGGCUGCAUCAGCUUGCCCUGGCGUUUAUGGCAAGGGGGCUUAUCCUGGUUAUGCUGGUAGCUUGUUGGUCGAUUCUACUACUGGUGCCAGCUAUAAUGCACAUGGCAGUAAUGGAAGGAAAUACCUGCUCCCUGCUUUGUACGAUCCUUCAACAUCAACUUGUUCUACUUUGGUCUGAAAAUGCGAGGGCAGUGAAAGUAGGAUCACCAGGGGAUCAGUAGAAAAUUAUGCAUACGCUAUAAAUAGUGUGAGACUUUGUAAUUCAUUUAUUUGUUGAAUUUUUUGGCUUGUGCGGAUCGAUAAUAGAAAAGCAAAUCACUCCGGUUUGCGUUUUCAUUUGAAAA
Populus trichocarpa (black cottonwood) is the source of this 1225-nucleotide messenger RNA. Its product is annotated as protein PHOSPHATE-INDUCED 1. The coding region runs from base 100 to 1059 and encodes 319 amino acids. The transcript has a single exon. The record is from RefSeq and is a predicted model, not a curated record. Lineage: Eukaryota; Viridiplantae; Streptophyta; Magnoliopsida; Malpighiales; Salicaceae.